Danaus chrysippus (African queen) is the source of this 456-nucleotide messenger RNA. NCBI's taxonomy places the organism in Eukaryota, Metazoa, Arthropoda, Insecta, Lepidoptera, Nymphalidae. The record is from the annotation of a GenBank genome assembly.
AUGAGCUACUACAGAACCUGCAUAAAAUCUAAAAAAUGGACUCUUCACGUGAUAUUUCAUGCUUCUGAUUUAGCUGUAGUGCAGGCGUACCGAGAGUACCAAACUGACAAUGCGCUGCUAGACAUACCAAAGAAUGAACAACUCAAGUUGCUUCAAUUUCGUCGUCAGCUGGCUGAAAGUUUGGUGUUGAGGAAUAAAAUUAUAAUCGGUAAUAGAGGACGGCCCAGUGGCAGUAGCCCAAUACCGCAAAUUAUUUCAAGAAGACCAGGAGAGAUUCGCCCUGUAGCGGAUCUAGCAAAAGACGGUGUUGGGAAUUUUCCUGCACAUGAUAAGGGACUUGGGACACGGUGCAAAAUGGUUGGAUGCAAGAGAGGAACCAGGAUUAAAUGUAUAAAAUGCAAAGUUCAACUUUGCCUUACCAAAGAUAAAAACUGUUUCUUAGCAUUUCGUACGUAA